AUGAAUUUUCUUUAUCAAUGCUACUUAAUUGGAAUUUUCUCAUUCGAAAUGUUGGAUCAAAGAAUCAAGUAUUUAAUCGAUAAUAAUGAUUAUAUCAAAGGUAUAUACGCUUCGUUUAUUGCCUACUUCGCUCCUGUUAUGUUUGAACUCGAUCGAAAGACGUUUUUCAGUGUUAAAUGGUUUGUUGAAAAGAGAAUGGAAAAGAACCUUUAUAUGUCACCAUUCAAGCAAUAUAUUGAUUACAUGAACGAGGAAAAGAUCUCAAAUCUUCAAGAAAUGAUAAAUAAUACCUUCCAAAAGGAUUCUUUAGCUUAUUUCAUCAUGAAAGAUGACUUAGAUUCCGUAACCAAUCGUACUUGUUUACCAUCAUUUCAAAUCAACGAUUUACUUCCUAAUACAAUUUAUUGUAAUUCAGAUAUCAUGAAAUUCCGUUUUACACCUCUCGAAUUGUCUGCCUACUUCGGUAGUAUUAAUGUGUUUAAAUUCUUUAUUGAGCAAUCAGCAGAUUUCGAAAGAAAUUCAAAUUUAAUCGCGUAUGCAAUUGCAGGUGGAAAUAUGGAGAUAUUACGUAUCUUACAGCAAAGAGAAUGUAAUUUUGAAUCUUCUUUGAGUUUUGCGGCGAAAUACCAUAGAUUUGAAAUUUUCCAAUGGUUAGUUGAUGUUUGCGGCCAACAGAUCAAUAAUGAUAUAUUACUUACUUGCUGCACUGUAAAUAACUUACCAUGUCUUCAAUAUUGCUUCGAAAUCGAAGAUGGUAAUUUUAUUCAGACAAUCCCUGACUAUAGUAUUGAUUCAUUGAUAAAAGAAGCCGUAAAAUUCGGAUCCCUUGACGUUUUCAAUUACUUAAUCUCUUUUCCACAUGAAAAGAUUGAAUUUGCUACUUCAGUUAUAUUUAGACAGCCACAUAUGGUUAAACUAUUAUUAGAUAGAGGAGAUGUUAAUUUCGAUACUAAAUUCAUCAAUGGAACAACACUCGAAAAAGCUGCAACUUGUGGUGAUGUUGACAUCAUCAAAUUAAUAGUUGAAUCUGGAAAAUACGAAAUUUCAGACCAAACUCUAAUAAAUCUCUACGGAGCUGCAAAAUAUUAUACUGAUAUCUUAGCAAUGGAUUAUUUCAGAGAAGUUUUCAAGCAGAGGAACAUCCCUGAACCAAAAUGA
This is a messenger RNA of Trichomonas vaginalis G3, 1158 nucleotides long. Its product is annotated as spectrin binding. The record is from RefSeq and is a predicted model, not a curated record. The coding region runs from base 1 to 1158 and encodes 385 amino acids. The transcript has a single exon. Lineage: Eukaryota; Parabasalia; Trichomonadida; Trichomonadidae. Gene Ontology annotation, molecular function: protein binding.